Molecule: messenger RNA, 3213 nt
Organism: Plasmodium vinckei vinckei
Lineage: Eukaryota; Apicomplexa; Aconoidasida; Haemosporida; Plasmodiidae
Product: aspartate--tRNA ligase, putative
Exons: 1
Coding region: 1-3213 (1070 amino acids)
Biological process (GO): aspartyl-tRNA aminoacylation
Cellular component (GO): aminoacyl-tRNA synthetase multienzyme complex; cytosol; cytoplasm
Molecular function (GO): RNA binding; ATP binding; aspartate-tRNA ligase activity
Source: RefSeq, a predicted model, not a curated record
AUGAAAUUUCCUACUCACAGGAAACACAAUAUAUUGAAAGGAUUGAUCUGGUUUUUCCUCUACAUUUUAUAUUAUUUAAAUAUACUAAAUUUUGAAAGCAUUAUUAUAUGUUGCUAUAAUAUAAAAAACCGAACAAAAUUUUAUAAAAAUCAAAAUCCAAAAAAAUGUGUGACCUUAUUCAUUGGUAAUGCUGAAAAUGGAUUAAGUACCAAAAGAAAAAAUAGCAUUAUCAACUUGAUAAAUCAUAAAAAUACAAAUAAAAAAACUUUUAACAAAUUAAACUAUUUUAUAAACAAUGGAACAAUACAAGGACAACCAUCCAUUCCUAAUUCAUGCCAACACAAAGCAUGGAAAUACAAUCCCAAUUUUAAAAUGAAAUUAAAUUUUUUUAAUAAAAAUAAAGAGUAUUACAAUAUAUGUAGCAAAAAUUCUCUAACUAAUAAAUAUUUUAAAAAAAAUUAUUUUUAUAUAUUCAAAAAAAAUGGCAAUCUCAACUCUCAAAAUGAUUAUCCUCCAUUUUCAAAAACAAACAAAACUCUCAAUGAUGUAUCAGAGUUUGUAGAUAAAAAUACAGACCCGUCUUUCCCUAAUCCAAUUUUAAUAUCCUUAUCCGAAGUUUUUGAUUUUUCUCUUUUUUAUGGAACGGGAGAAAAUCGAAAAUAUUACAAAUAUGAGGAUAUCAUAAAAUAUAUAGAAAAUAAUAUAGGAGGUACUAGAUUUAUUGAAAAUAUAAACAUAAAUAAUAAUUUAAAUAAAAAUUAUGAUCAAAUACAAGAUAAUAAUGAAAAUUAUUUUGAUGACAAGCCAAUAUUAAUUAGAGGAAGAAUAGAAAAAAAAGAUAAACAGUCACAACGAAUUAUUUUAUAUUUAAGACAAAAUGGUGGACUAUAUAUUAUUUGUGCAUAUGAAAAAAAAAAAAAUCAAAAUGAAAAUGGACAAAAAGAACAAGAUGAAAUGUAUACUUAUAUUAAAAAUUUAAAAAAUGAAACUGUUGUUGAUAUUAUAGGAAAUAUAAAAAUUAAUAAAAAAUUAUAUAAACAUCAAAUACCACAUAUUGAAAGUAUAUAUAAUCAAAAAAGAUUAGAAAUACAAAUUAAAAAUAUUUACAAAAUCGCUGAAUCAUAUUAUGUUCCUCCUAUACUACCUAAUGAUGUUCCCUUUCUUAGGACAUCCAUAUUGGGCACUGAUCAAACUUCUUUCAAAACGGAACAUUCUGAAGAAGAAUCAGAUAAAAAUAAACAUGUUUAUGAUGAUGCAGAUAAGAAAGUCGAAGAUACUAUACCACCUUCUCUUUUAGAUAGUAGCACAAACGAUUGCUUGACUAAUGACAAUCAUCAAUCGGAUUCCCCAAAUGUAAGAGACACCAAUGAAGGCACAGAACAAGGUCGUGAUAAAAUUUUCGAAAAAAAUGAAAUAGAAUAUUCAGAAAGUGACUAUUUUUGUUUAAGUUAUAGAAAUUCGAUCAAUCAACUUAUUUUUAAUUUAAAAAAUUUGAUAAUAAAAAAAAUGAGAAAUAUUUUAGGGGAAGAUAAAUAUAUAGAAGUAUUUACUCCUAAACUAGUAAGAAUAGAUAAGGCAGUCAAAAAUAAAAAUAACUUGACUACCCAAGUUGAUAAUGUAAGUAAAAUGAAUGGAAAUGAUGACAAAACAAGUAUAGAAAAAUACACAGAACUAAAUGGAUCAGAAGGGGGAUCUAAUUGUUUUAAGAUUGAAAAUGAAAAUAUAAUACUUGCACAAAGUCCACAAUUUUAUAAACAAAUGAUAAUUAAUUAUGACUAUGAAAAAAUAUUUGAAAUAAAUUAUUCAUAUAGAAAUGAAAAAUUUCAUAGUACUAAACAUUUAAAUGAAUUUUUAUCAUUGGAUAUCGAACAAGUUAUAUAUAAUAAUUAUUAUGAAGUAGUAAUAUAUAUUUAUAAUUUUUUAAAAAAUAUAAUUAAUUAUAUUAAUACAAAUUUUAAUCAAGAAAUAAAUCUAAUUAAUUUAAGUUAUGGGAAAAAAAAUACACACACAAACUUUGAACCUACUAUCGUUACUACUACUCCUGUUGUUUUGUCAUUUUGUCAAGCCCAUGAUAUAUUAAAAAAAUAUUAUUACAUAAAUAAUGAUACACCAUUUUGUAGUUCUAAAAAAGGUAUACAAGAUGGAUAUGCACAUAAUGAGCAAUAUAACAUGUAUGUAAAAAUAUUAGAUGAAAAUGAAAAAAAAAAAUUAAAAAAAAAUAUUAUUUUUGACCAUGUUGAUCAAAAUGGACAAUUACAUAAUGUUUACUAUAAUAAUAAGAUUGCAAAUAAUUACAAAAUUGACAUAAAUAAUUGUGAAAGUAAUUAUCCUGACAAUAUAAAUCAAGACUUGUCUUCACAAUCACUAUACUCCUUUGUGAACAAGAUUGAUAAAAAUGAAAUUUACAAUGAUAUACUCCAAUUUUACAACAACAUAUAUGAUGAAACAAUGACAAGAAGUAAAGCACAAGAAAAUAAAAAUUUUAAUCAACCCCCACCCUCUUUAUUAUCUAGCUAUACACAGUUUGAUAAAACUAAUGACAUGGCAGGAAAUAAUGAAAACCUCUUUGAUUUAGAUAAAGAUAGUUUUAGUAGCGACCCCAAUAUAUAUUCCCAUUUUAACGGAAUAAGCAAAUAUUUAGAAAAAAAUAUAAAUAUAAAAAUAAGUGUAAAAGAAAAAAAUGAAAUUAAAAAAUUAAAAGAAUUAUAUAUUUAUGAAAAAGAUUUUACUAAUGAUGAACUUAAUUAUUUAUAUUUAUUUAUAAAAUAUAAUUUUAAUACAGAUAUAUUUAUAAUAGAUCAAUAUCCAUUACACCUUAGACCAUUUUAUAGUUUAAGUAAUUUAUAUGAUUUACGAUUUACAAAUAGUUUUGAUUUUAUAUAUAAAGGAACUGAAAUUAUAUCAGGUAGCCAAAGAAUAAAUAAUUUACCCCUCCUAUUACUUCGUAUAUUAAAGGAAAAAAUAAAUGACAACCCAAAUGAGGAUAAUAAAAUAGAUGUAUCCUCUUAUUUACAAAUAAAUAAAACAAAUUUUAACUUAUCAAACUACCUUGAUGAUUUAAAAAAAUUAAUAAAUAAAAAUUCUACAUUAUAUAAAUAUAUUAAUUCAUUUACUUAUUCUUCUAAGCCACAUGCUGGAAUGGCUUUGGGCUUGGAUCGCUUUUUUAUGUUACUAUUUAAUUUGCCAAAUAUAAAAAAAACAACAUACUCCUAA